Molecule: messenger RNA, 2273 nt
Organism: Achroia grisella
Lineage: Eukaryota; Metazoa; Arthropoda; Insecta; Lepidoptera; Pyralidae
Gene: Arpc4
Product: actin-related protein 2/3 complex subunit 4
Exons: 1
Coding region: 78-584 (168 amino acids)
Biological process (GO): actin filament polymerization; Arp2/3 complex-mediated actin nucleation
Cellular component (GO): Arp2/3 protein complex; actin cytoskeleton
Molecular function (GO): actin filament binding
Source: RefSeq, a predicted model, not a curated record
CAGCUGUCAAUCUAUGUGUCACAAAUAAAAUAAUUUAAUAGGCGUGUCGUUCUUUAAGUUUUCACCAAAAUAAAAUAAUGUCGGCGACAUUAAAACCGUAUUUAACUGCUGUUCGCCACACGCUUACUGCCGCGAUGUGUUUAGAACAUUUUUCAUCUCAGGUUGUAGAAAGAUACAAUAAACCGGAGGUCGAGGUUAGAACCAGUAAAGAACUAUUACUCAACCCGGUGGUGAUUUCACGGAAUGCCAAUGAGAAAGUGUUGAUUGAAUCCUCUAUUAAUUCUAUACGAGUCAGCAUCAUGAUCAAGCAAGCAGACGAGAUAGAGAAGAUUUUGUGCAAAAAAUUUAUGCGUUUUAUGAUGAUGCGAGCUGAAAAUUUUAUCGUUUUGAGGCGGAAACCAGUCGACGGCUAUCAUAUCAGUUUCCUGAUUACGAAUUUCCACACAGAGCAAAUGUAUAAACAUAAAUUAGUUGACUUCGUUAUAUAUUUUAUGGAGGAAAUAGAUAAAGAAAUCAGUGAAAUGAAAUUGGCAGUAAAUGCACGCGCGCGUAUUUGCUCGGAAGAGUUCUUGAAGAGAUUCUAGAAAUUCCUCUUGUCUACGACAUGACUUUAUCUUGCAUUUAAGACACAAAUGUAAUAUAUAAGCACUUAUGUUUAAUACCUGAGGUUGUUAUAUGAAUGGACUUCUGUCACUUAUCAGCUGUAUGUUGUUAUUUUUUAAACAAUGAACAUGUCUAUAAAAUGAUUGUGUUAAUUAUUAUGUAUAAGAACAUUUUAACUGCUGAGGUGUAUUCUAGAAAAGCUGCUUAUACCAUUAUGCAUUGUGCCAAAUGUAAUAUAGCAAGCAAGCUGUAGUGUAUGUAUCAUCUACUUGUGGGACAUAUGCAAUACUUAAAUACUAACUGUCACAAGGCUAAUUCCCAGCAGUUAAUAUGUUAAUAGUAUGUAAUAAAGUAAUUUUGAGUGCCAUGAGUUUUUACUCAUGUAUGCCUAAAAAUGUCAAGAAAAAUCAUAAAUUUUAUGUCAUAUACCCUUUCUUGCAAAAAUGUGUAUCCUGUGAUGCUGAAUGUUAGACGGCAACUGAUUUUAGGACCAUUGUGAAGCUCCUGGUAAUUUUGAGACAGACUCGCAGGAGCGCAAUCAUGCUCCUCUGCACUCUAAUGGUUAAAUUAGAUAAUAAAUUUUGAGAAAUUCCCAAGAUUAGUUAUUCAAUAUGUCACAUAUAAAAAAAGUAACAUUACAGAUACCAAAUGUCUGUUUUAAGCAUUUAACAUUAAUUGUAUGAUAUGGCUGAUUCUUUGUAAAUUCUAUUUUAUGUUACUAAAGAUAUAAUAAUGAAAUUGAUUAUGUCUUUGAGAAUAGCACAAAAUUUGUACAGUUUUGUAACUAGAGUAGUUUUUAAAUCUGCAAAAUACUUAAAUAUGAAUCUGUGUGAUUGUCUGAUGGAGUGAGAUGGCAAUACUUUAUAAAUGCUAUAGGGAUAAUACCCUAUGAUUUUCCUUUAUAUUUAUAGAUAGAUAAUGGUUUCCAUCAAGGAGCUAUUGACCGACAUUACAUGAAUCAUAUUGUGAUAUUUUUAUAACUUACUAAAGUUACUUAACCACUGAACAUAUAUAUUUACUGCAUUGUGGAUAUUUUAUUUAAUCUGCGCUGAUCCAUAUCUAUCAAUUAUAAUUUGAGUAAAGAGUGUUUUACAACCAUCCAGUCAUUAGCUUGUUUCCAUGCCUAGCUGAAUAGAAAUAUUAUUUAGGGUUGUCUAAUUGUAAAUUGUAUUACUAUAUGUUUAAGUACCUAAUUUAAAAUGAUGUUCACAACAAUGAUAGGUGACAAUAACCCUGCAUACCUGAUUAGAAGCAACAGUAGGAGGGUUUUUUGUUAUUAUUCCAUUUAUGAUAAAAAAACAGUAUCUUUACAGAUAAGAAUUAUAAAAAUAUAGCUUCAUAUAAUGUAUUUUAUUUAGUCUUAUCUUAUAAAAUUAUUGUUUAAACUCUAAAAUUAAAUAAUUAUAUUUCUAAACCACUGUUUAUAAUUUAAAUCCUACUCUUCGAACAAUUUGUAUUGCACAUACAAGCCAAUCACAUUUUUCACACAAAAAUAUUAUUAUAUAAAAAAAUAUUAAAAUUAUUGUAGAAGUUGCAAAAUUUAAUAUUAUCUUUACACCAAUUUACUACAUAGACAAUUAGUAUCCCAUUCAACAUUUUAUUCUUAGUUACUCAAAGUAAAAUUACACAUUUUGUUCAAUUAAUCUGCAAAGAGAGAAAUAAGAAGAAUA